CCUUCAACCCUCUUCUGACUAAUGCCAAGGGAGCGACACAGGCCUAUUGGGUCUCUUGGUUUUAGUUAAGCCGACAUGCAGAAUACCAGGAAUGCUACUUCACACACCGUGUCCAGGCGCGGUCAUACCUGAAUGACCACCAGAUCCAUUGGCGUAGCAGGACUUUUAUUCCUAGCUUUUACUUCUACAGUGAGCCCUUGGUUUGCACUACCCGGGAUUGUACUUGUGGGGACGGGCGGCCAGUCUCUGCUGUUAUCCGAUUAUAUACAGAUACCGGUCUCUCUUCAGAGAGGUUCCUCGAUAUAUAUUGGCCUAAUGAACGGCUGCUAUGACUCGUCCGUUCUGACGUUUAUGCUGGUAAAGAAAUUGUUUGAGGAGGGAGUCGAUAAAAAAUACUCCUUUAUUGGGUUCGCAAUAUUACUGAUUUUGAUUUCCGGUGUGUGCACGCUGCUGACGUCAUUGAACAGUUAUCAUUGGCUUAUGUUAAAAAGUCAAAGCAUGUUUUGCUUGGCGAUCAACAAUUUCGUUGCCUUUAAUUCCGACAUUCGUGAAAAGGCCAAGUACCAGCGCUUUGAUACUAGAUUGUGCAACGAGAAGGAGAGAUUUGGGAAUGGCGAACUUGGCGUUUACGCUUAUGCUGACGCAGCUUCUCAUUAA
This is a messenger RNA of Pecten maximus, 657 nucleotides long. RefSeq lists its product as uncharacterized. NCBI's taxonomy places the organism in Eukaryota, Metazoa, Mollusca, Bivalvia, Pectinida, Pectinidae. The transcript is spliced from 6 exons. The coding region runs from base 133 to 657 and encodes 174 amino acids. The record is from RefSeq and is a predicted model, not a curated record.